Botrytis byssoidea is the source of this 2541-nucleotide messenger RNA. RefSeq lists its product as uncharacterized. Lineage: Eukaryota; Fungi; Ascomycota; Leotiomycetes; Helotiales; Sclerotiniaceae. The record is from RefSeq and is a predicted model, not a curated record. Bases 1 to 2541 code for a protein of 846 amino acids. The transcript is spliced from 2 exons.
AUGCAAUGCUCAAAUCAAAAUGGCAACGCGGUGGACACAUCCUCACAAGCACAACCCAUUCUUUCAAGUCAAAAAGAGCGUGUUCCAGGGGUGGUAGAUUUAAAGAAUUCUCUUGAAUCGAUAGCUCACAUGAGAAGUAAUGAAGAGAAAACCACUUACUGCUUUGAGAUGCUUGAGGCAUUAGAUGUCAACAAAGAUGAUAUAUUUGAAUAUAUGAAUACUGUCUUUAAAAUACUUAAAAGCAAUCCAGAUUGGUGGAAGGAUAAAUACACUGAAGAGACUCUCGACAAUCAACUUCUAUACUUUCGCCUAGGGAUAGAGCAAAAUAUACCUCGGAAUCGCAAGCGCCGCAUAGAAAGAAUUAAUUAUAUAAAAGCUAGAUGGUCGAAAUAUGAGGAAGUGUGCUCUUGGGUGGAGGAUUCAUCACAGACGAGCAAUUUUCUUUUUCAUCUGGCAAGAGUAGCAAAGAAGUUUCCACAUUACCCGGAUGCUCUACAUAGAUUAAAUAAUGCUUUAAUUCAACGCCUUUUGACAUCCAAAAAGGGAUCAAGGAAUGGAAAGCGAUUGCAAGGAUCAGAUUGUGAGAGGGCGAUAAACAUUGAAGAGGCCCGGAGACACCCUAAAUCAAUCUAUGAAAAUCUACAAUUGAGUAGGAAUCUAUCAACAGGAUUAUAUGGCGAUAUGAUUGAAGCACACUAUCAAGAUAAUUCAAUGAAUAUCUCCGCCAAGAUUCUUGAUGGAACAACUCUGUGGGAGGAAAAUGGUUUAUAUUCACAACCAGAUACACCACAUAUUGAAGGUGCAUCAGAGCUAUUCUGUGUUCAAGGGAUGAACGGGACUGAGUCUAUCAGCAUUGACACCAGACUCAAUGACUCUUCUCGAAAAUUAUCAAGAUACAUUAGAUUUGACGCGGAAGCGAAUGAGCUUUCGCCUUCUAUUGAUAGUGACUCGGAUGAGUCUAUGAUAUCAAACUUUUCCGAUACAGCUCAUCAGCUCCUUUCCUGUCAAUGCACAGUAUCUUUUCGUCAAAAGAUUGAUACAUUAUACCGGACGCAUAAAUGGCGCCGUAUGCCAUUAAAUGUUCUCAACGAUGUUAUGACUAUGCUCAAUGUUACCGUCAGAAACCUGGCGCGAAUUUGUUCAAGGCACCAACGGAAAAUAGCUGUUCUGUCUGGUCUCAAAGUCAAAUACUGCAAACAGGCUGAGUUAAAUGAUAGGAUGAAAGCUUUAAAUACGGCACGUCUCAAUGGUGAAGAUGCUGUGAGGGCACUUAAGAUCGGCGAAGCGAGUGGUUGGUUCUCAGAUUUACAUAGAGUACAACAAGAGUGUGAUGCAUUGGGACAUUACAAAUUUGCUAAGCAAGCAAGUUGGCCACCGAGGACCAUUCAAGAGCGACUUUUUGACGAGGAUUUUCUAAAAAGAACGCUUCUAUUUUUAUUGUCGUCAGAUGUUACAAGAGAGGUCAGCUGGGAUUCUGAGGCUGCUAUUCGCACCUGGGACGAGAAGGGAUCUGUGAAUAUCCCAAUUUUCAAAUGGUGGUGGAUGGUAAAUGAUGGAGAAGUAGCUCGCAUUGUAGAUGAAGAUCUGGAGAUGUAUAAACAUCACACUCGACAUGAUUUCCAUGGAAAUGAAAACGAAGGCUGGCUCCCAACAGCUUUUCAUUCUAUCGCACAACAGCUAGUAUCACAAGAUCCCGUAAAUUACGCCACUUACACAGCCUUAAGACCAGAUCAUUGGGCGAGCUUAUUGUCAUAUCCUAGUUAUGCAAAGUACUCCGAGUUUGAUAAAGAUCACCCUACAACAGGUAGCUUUGAACACAUUGAUCAAAAUGUGAACAAGCUUUUGAAAGGGGAAUUUAACAUAAAUGCUCAAGUCCAAGGCUCUGUUAGUCUCGAUGACGAAGCUCCUAAAAACAGUACUAAGAUCGUCCCUGGCUUUCACAAACCCGGGGUUCUCGCAAACUGGUGGGCAGGAAUACCUGAAGAGCACAAAAAAAGCGGUGCUUAUAUCGACCCUGCGACUGAACUGGGAAACAGUACCCUGUCUCCACGGCGAAGCGCGUUUCACUAUGCCCCAAAUCUUCACGGUGCUCAACCCCGCUAUCCUGAUAUGCCUAAACGCCGCACCAUUCUCCCCUGGAUGUCUCGCGUUGCGGAAGACCAUAUUACGCUUCCGAAUACGGAUAAUGGAGCGGGGACAGUACAAGAUGUUACGUUGGCGCGAGUAGCGUGUAUGCCACCUAAAGCGACACAGAGCGGGAAACCGAUUUUUAAUUCACGUAUCCCGUAUAGAUUUCUGGGGUGUGUGAGAUUGGAUUCGUUGGGGGCAUUGUCGGAUGCGCUGCUGGGCUUGAGAAGGUGGGAUGCGCCAGAGGUGGUGGAGGAGCAGGAGAUUCUUUUUGGGGAGGACAGAGCGAGAGCGAGGGAGUUUAUUGAGGAGUGGAGGGAGAAUGCUACGAGGGCUGCGAAGAAGGCAUUUGAGAUUGGGAAGAGGACGGAAAUGAGAAUUUUUGGAUCGGAUUCGUAUUGGAAUGAUAAGUAG